AACCGGAAACAGUAAAGUUGGCUGAUCAGUUGUGUUGAUUUCUAGAGAGAGGAGGUAAAGAAGACUUGACGUUUGGAUUAACCUAAACUGCCUUUUCAGAGUUAUUGUGCCCGUUUCACACCUUAAUUCAAAAGUCGAAGAAAUUCGUGGCAACCUCUGAAUUAGUAAAUGGGAAAAAUCUAACAAUGUUUAGUUUUGAGGGAGAUUUCAAGACAAGACCCAAGGUAUCACUUGGAGGAGCAAGUAAAAAGGAGGAGAAAGCCUCUCUGCUGCACCGCACUCAAGAAGAAAGAAGAAAAAGAGAGGAUGAAAGAAAACGACUGAAGAAUGCUAUAAUCAUUCAGUCCUACAUACGUGGCUACCAGGACUUAAAACGACAGUAUGCCAUCCAAAGGGCCAGGUUUGACGAGUGUGUCAGCCAGACGCACGGAGGGGGAGCUCAGCAUGUCUUGGACGGUCCUGGUCUCUGCCUCUUAUCAAGACAACUCAUAUUUUUCUACAGACAAAGUGUGGAUGCACAUAAAUUGAUAUGGUUGUGCCAGAACCUGGUGAAACACAAUGGUCAGUUUGUUAAGCUGUUGGUGGGCCCACAGAGACAGACAUGUUUGUUUCAGAUCAAGAGGAUCUUAGGCUUCUGCUGCAGACUCCUACAGAAUUGCAAGGAUGACAGUUUAAAUGUGACGGUUCCCAUGCGGAUGCUAGACAUCUUUUCUUCAGAGAAAACUUAUCUUCCUGUUAUUCCAGAUGCGAACUAUGUAGCUUCAUUACUCGAGCAGAUUUUGCACUAUAUGGUACAGACUGGAUACUACAGGUCGCUGUAUAUUCUUGUUAAUCACAGGCUCCCUUCUAGUCUGGAGUACAGUGACUCUCCCUCUAUUCCUAUGGCAAGCACACUGUUGGAGCACAUCCUCAAACCUCUGCACUUUUCCUACUCCUCCUGCACAACCGGCGCAAGGCAGUUUGUAUUUGCAGCCUUUACCGAGGAGUUUAUCUCUGCACCGUUCACCGAGCAGAUUUUUCAUUUCUUUAUCCCGGCACUGUCGGACGUCCGUCUCUCGUUUCCAUUCGAGGCCUUCUUGAGCUCCCUUCGUGCCACCAUAGGUUCCUCCUCAGCAGCACAGAGCCGGGCACCGUGGGUGUUUUACUUUGUCCUCUCUGCAGGGGAGAACUGCUUAGGCUCACUGUCAGAGGAGGGUCUCCUGCUGUACCUUCGGGCUCUGCAGACACUACUGCCACUGCUGCCCGUGUCAGAGAGCAGCAGCAGGCCUGAAGUUACCAGUGACUCAGAGGAUGACGAUGAGACUGGCAUCCAUCCACCACCCAAGCAGGAUGACAGCAGAAUCUCUGUGCAGCUGAUCACAGAAGAGUGUGUCCACAAACUGGACACUAAGCAUCAGACUAACGCCCUGUUGAACCUGGUGUGGAGGGAUUCGGCCAGCGAAGAGGUUUUCACCAUGAUGGCAUCCAUCUGUCACACGCUCAUGGUUCAGCAUCGCCUCAUGGUGCCAAAAGUCAGACUUUUGUACAGUUUAGCUUUCAAUGCACGUUUCCUGAGGCAUCUUUGGUACCUGAUAACUUCCAUGACAACAAAAAUGAUCACUGGCUCCAUGGUGCCGCUGCUACAGCUAAUCUCGCGAGGGUCUCCCAUGUCGUUUGAAGACUCCAACCGCAUCAUUCCCCUCUUCUAUCUCUUCAGCUCUCUCUUCUCCCACUCGCUUAUUUCUGUGCACGACAGCGAGUUUUUCGGUCACGAACUGGAAGGUCAGACGCAGUCCUCCAUGAUGCCCUUCACGCUGUUAGAGCUGGUGACUCUGUCUCGCUGUCUGAGGGACGCGUGCCUGGGAAUCAUCAAGCUGGCUUACCCCGAGACCAAAACAGAGCACCGCGAAGAGUACAUGGCUGCCUUCCGCAGUGUGGGUGUCAAGACAAACACUGCGGUUCAGCAUCGGAUCCAGGCCGAGCAGAAACGCUGGGUACAACUCUUCAAAGUCAUCACUAACUUGGUGAAGAUGGUGAAAGCUCGCGACAUAAGACGACCCUUCUGUCCAGCAGGUCAUUGGCUUUCCGAGGAGGUCAACAUCCGCGCAGAUAAGGUCACCCAGUUGUAUGUCCCUUCUGCAAGACAUGUGUGGAGAACGCGAAGGAUGGGCCGCAUUGGACCACUUCAGUCAACACUUGAUGUGGGUUUAGAGCCGCCACAGCUUUCUGUGUCUGAAGAGAGACAUCUGGCCAUCCUCACUGAGCUCCCUUUUGUGGUUCCCUUCGAAGAGCGAGUCAAGAUCUUCCAGAGGUUAAUCUAUGCUGACAAACGGGACGUGCAGGGGGACGGGCCAUUCCCUGAUGGCAUCAGUGUCACCAUCAGACGCAACUACAUCUAUGAAGAUGCCUACGAUAAACUCUCUCCAGAAAAUGAACCGGACCUGAAGAAAAGGAUUAGAGUCCAUCUGCUGAAUGCUCACGGUCUGGACGAGGCCGGCAUUGACGGUGGCGGCAUCUUUCGCGAGUUCCUCAAUGAGCUCCUUAAGUCUGGCUUCAAUCCCAACCAGGGCUUCUUCAAGACGACCAACGAGAGCCUGCUGUACCCCAACCCCGCUGCAGAGAUGCUGAUUGGAGACUCCUUCACGAGGCAUUACUAUUUUCUAGGCAGGAUUCUUGGAAAGGCGCUGUAUGAGAACAUGCUGGUGGAGUUGCCCUUUGCUAGUUUCUUCCUGUCCAAACUUUUGGGGACCAGUGCGGAAGUAGACAUCCACCACCUGGCAUCGUUGGACCCGGAGAUGUACCGCAAUCUCCUCUUCCUUAAGAGCUAUGAGGGUGAUGUGGAGGAGCUGGGCCUCAACUUCACUGUGGUCAACAACGAUCUGGGAGAGGCUCAGGUGGUUGAGCUGAAGCUGGGAGGCAAAGACAUUCCUGUGACCACAGCAAACCGGAUAGCCUACAUCCAUUUGGUGGCUGACUACAGACUGAACAAGCAGAUCCGGCCUCACUGCCUGGCCUUCAGACAGGGCCUGGCCAAUGUGGUCAACCUGGAGUGGCUGCGCAUGUUUGACCAGCAGGAGAUCCAGGUGCUGAUAUCUGGGGCUCAUGUGCCAAUUUGUCUUGAUGACCUUAAAAAUUUCACAAACUACUCAGGAGGGUACACAGCCACUCACCCAGUCAUCCAGAUCUUUUGGGAGGUGGUUGAAAGCUUCACAGACGAGGAAAAACGCAAGCUGCUGAGGUUUGUCACCAGCUGCUCCAGACCUCCACUGCUGGGCUUCAAGGAGCUUUACCCGGCCUUCUGCAUCCACAAUGGCGGCAGCGACCUGGAACGCCUGCCCACGGCCAGCACCUGCAUGAACCUGCUCAAGCUCCCGGAGUUCUGCGACCAGCACCUGAUGAGGAACAAGCUGUUGUACGCCAUUGAGUCCUCUGCCGGGUUUGAACUGAGCUGAGGAGUGCAGAGCUUCUCUGUUUCCAUGGACUGAAUGCCACACAGAACUGAUGCAGACCUGCCUGAUUCACUCUGUGUGUGUGUGUGUGUGUGUGUGUGUGUGUGUGUGUGUGUGUACAGCCAGGGGUGAGGUAAUGAUCAUCAAAGGGGGUGCAAGGAUGAAUGGGUAGGAAGCCUUUUUUUUAUCCUUGUUGCUUUUAAGUAAUUUAAAUGUUUAAACACUUGUCAGAACCCUUUAGAAGAACAGCGCAACUCUAGCAGGAAAUACCAUGCGCUGAAACAAAAAACAAGAGUAGCAAAUGCUCUCUUGUGUAAUCGAACAUGAUCACAUCUUUCACCAAAGAUUAAGUGGCAUCAUAUGAAAAAGGCAAUAUAACGACAGAGGGACUCUAAAGCCACCUUUUGGUGUGCCAAGUGCUGCGGGGGUGGAGGAGCUUUUGUGUAUAGCCAUCAUGCAUUUUCAUGUAGAGGUCAUUGAAACUCCAGUUCUUGCAAUUUCUCCUAUGAUUAUUAUUACGAGUAAUAAGUGUCAUGUCCGAUAACCAUAAGUGUGCACACACCAUCUAAAGUGUGGAAAUGGCUCAUAUUGCUGGACUAAAUUUGGGGGAAGUAUCAUUUUACUUUGAAUUUGUGAAUAUGUAUAUGUUUACAACUGCUCUUGUAUUAUUCAUUUAUUCAGUAUUUGUACAGGUUUGUUUUUCUUUCCUUUUGUGUGAUGAAUGGAAGCCUCAUGUUUUCACACAUGCUCGUUAAAAUGUACAAUCUCUUCCCUGGUCAGCGCCCCCGAAGUUUGGUCUUAGGGAGCAACAACUGUGUCGCAUUGAUAAGGCUUACAAAUGAUCAGUGUACCAACAGGGUGGAAAAAGAGAGUAUGGAAAUAAAUAAACCCACUUUUCUUUUUGCAUUUUUCUUCCAUAAGUCUCUUUUCUUGUUGCUUGUAAUUUACAGUAAUGACCAAGUCAUAAAACAGUGCUUUGUGGAAAUUCUCCUCCUGAGUUUUAUGGCCUCUGACAUAUAAUUAAAGAAACAUCCAGUUAAGAAACACUGAGCAGAACUAUUCUGGCCUUGAGAUGCAUUAUCGGGCUGAGCACAAAUUAAGAUUAUGUGAGUUUGUCAUAAAUCUACCUGCCCUCUGAUGCAGUACAGCCAAGGAAGAUAUUCAUCCUUCUUUGGAAUGAGUCCAUCUCCAUCCUCUCCUCCCCGCGGAAAAAGCCAACUUUGCUUCCCCCUCUUCUCCUCUCAGAGCCCAAACCCCUCGCAUCUGCUGGGCCAGGGAACUCAAAGUGAUAAUUGGGUCUUAAAAACCAGACUUGUCAUUGAAAUGAGGGAUUCAUCUCAAUUACUAUGAGAUUUAUUUAAGACUAUUACCUUGUGAUGGAUUAUAACUGACAAAGUUAAUGCAGGAUGUUAUGAAUCAUCCUCGGAGUGUAAUAUACUUAAGCUUUCUCAAAGGCCUUUUAAGAGCUAAUUGAAGCUUUUAGGCUUGUUUAUUUUGCUGCAAAGCGAUGAAACAUCAAAAAUCACUUGAGAGUGAUUGUGAAUUGGAGCCUACUUUGCACAACAUUACUUCAAAAUUGCUAUCAAGUGUACAUGCCUGGAAAGAGAGCAUUAAACCAGAUGUGUGUGUGUGUGUGUGUGCGCCCAGCAUGGAUACAUAUCUAAGUUAAUCAUACCUGAUUCAGUCUUUAAUGAGCAAGUAACAAAUCAUCAGACAGAAUGACAUUCAUAGCUGCAGGUACUGCAUCAAAGAGAAAAUGUCUUGCACCCCUCUCAGGUUGUGUUUUCUUACAACAGAGUGCCUCCUGGUGGUCGACCAGUGGUACUGCAUGAAGAACAUUUACAGGUUUUGAGAUCUGUAUUUUGUAAAUCUGUAGGACACUUGUCAUAUCAGGCACUUUCUUCUGCCAGUGCCAACUUGUAAUAAAUUAAAUGGUGCAAACUA
Messenger RNA from Etheostoma spectabile (orangethroat darter), 5372 nucleotides. It is a transcript of the gene ube3c, whose product is annotated as ubiquitin protein ligase E3C. The transcript is spliced from 25 exons. NCBI's taxonomy places the organism in Eukaryota, Metazoa, Chordata, Actinopteri, Perciformes, Percidae. Bases 186 to 3431 code for a protein of 1081 amino acids. Gene Ontology annotation, biological process: ubiquitin-dependent protein catabolic process; protein polyubiquitination. Gene Ontology annotation, molecular function: ubiquitin protein ligase activity. The record is from RefSeq and is a predicted model, not a curated record.